UGCAGAAGCAUUGAACUUGCAUGGAGCGAGACAGAGAGACGGUGGAGGGGGAGUGAAGGAAAGGCAGACUGGAUAGGGGGCUCUGUGCUAUUAUCGUACAGGCUGUCGUAACUGCUCCUUUCAGUGAAAUGUACAUCAAACGUGUUUUGUUUUCCGAUUCACUGAAGAGUGCUGGUGAAGAGGAGUGGUCAGGGACGGAGAUCAUUAUGCACUUUUAGGUCGACGUCGCCUUGAACGCAGCGCAGCAACCUCGCAGUCUCGAGUGCGUUUAAUCUCCGAAGUUGUGUCAAGCGGGCGAUGGUUCGCAUUUGAUUGUUGCUCAACUAUCUGGAGAGGACUGCAGGCAGGGCAAACGCUGCAUUGUGGCAUCUGAGACGCUGAUUCCUGCCCGAGGAUUGCACAAUCUGUUCUCCCAAAAAUGUCAUCUCAGGCGAAAGUCAAGAAGGACAAAGAGAUUAUUGCCGAAUAUGAGACCCAAGUGAAAGAGAUCCGUAACCAGCUGGUGGAGCAGUUCCGUUGUCUGGAGCAGCAGUCUGAGUCUCGGCUGCAGCUGCUGCAGGACCUGCAGGAGUUCUUCCGUCGAAAGGCCGAGCUCCAGCUGGAGUACUCCAGAGGCCUGGACAAACUGGCUGAGCGCUACUCUGCCAAGAUCCGCACCUCCAGAGAGCACCAGCAUUUAAAAAAAGACCAGAAUCUGAUGUCCACUGUGAAUUGCUGGUAUUUGGUCUUGGAGCAGACCAGGCGGGAGAGCAGAGACCACGCCACUCUCAGUGACAUCUACAACAACAACGUCAUUGUCCGCCUGGCACACGUAGGCGAGGAUGUCAUCAGACUUUUCAAAAAGAGCAAAGACAUCGGGGUGCAGAUGCAUGAGGAGUUAGUGAAAGUCACCAAUGAGCUCUACACAGUGAUGAAGACGUACCACAUGUACCAUACUGAGAGUCUCAGCGCUGAGAGCAAGCUAAAGGAGGCAGAGAAACAGGAAGAGAAGCACAUUGGCAAGGCCAAUGACAUUAGUUCCAGUCUUCUGCGGUAUGGUCAUGAUGAACGUCCACAGCGACGGAGUUCCGUCAAGAAGAUGGAGAAAAUGAAAGAAAAGAGACAAGCCAAGUACUUUGAAAACAAGCUGAAGUGCACAAAAGCCCGGAAUGAUUAUCUUCUCAAUCUGGCUGCUACCAAUGCCUUGGUGGCCAAAUACUACAUCCAUGACAUCUCAGACAUGAUAGAUUGUUGUGACUUAGGUUACCAUGCAAGCUUGGCGCGCACCUUGAGAACCUACCUGUCUGCAGAGUAUAGCCUUGAGACCUCUCGCCAUGAAGGUCUUGACUUGCUGGAGGGCGCAGUAGAUGCCAUGGACAUCAGAGGAGACAAGCUGAGGUUUAUGGACACGCACAGCCAGAUCUUCUGUCCUCCAGCGUGCUUUGACUAUCAGCCCCACAUGGGGGAUGAGGUGUGUCAGGUGAGCGCACAGCAGCCCGUUCAGACAGAGCUCCUGAUGCGCCACCACCAGCUGCAGUCUCGUUUGGCCACGCUAAAGAUAGAAAAUGAAGAGGUGAGGAAGACUCUUGAUGCUACCAUGCAGACCCUUCAGGACAUGCUCACAGUGGAGGACUUUGAUGUGUCAGAGGCAUUCCAGCACAGCCAGUCCACAGAGUCGGUCAAAUCAGCUUCCUCUGACUCCUAUAUGAGCAAGGCAAACAUCACUAAGAGACGAGCCAAUCAGCAGGAGACCGAGGGCUUCUACUUCACUAAAUACAAGGAGUAUUUGAAUGGCAGCAAUCUCAUUGUCAAACUGCAGGCCAAGCAUGACCUUCUGAAGCAGACGCUGGGUGAAGGGGAGAGGGCUGAAUAUGGAACAACAAGGCCCCCCACUCUUCCCCCUAAACCCCAGAGAAUGCGGAAGUCUAGACCUCGCUCCAUUUUUAACCAUAAGCUGUUUAACGGCAAUAUGGAGGCCUUCAUUCAGGGGAAGACGGAAUGUCCGUGCCAGGAGUCAGGUACUCUGUCUUACAGCAGGGCGGGGAUCAUCUCAUUGUGUUCAGACUCAGGACAGCCCAUACCAGUGGUGGUUGAGAGCUGUGUUCGAUACAUCAAUCUGUAUGGUCUUCAGCAGCAAGGUAUAUUUCGAGUCCCAGGCUCCCAGGUCGAAGUCAACGAUAUUAAGAAUGCAUUUGAAAGAGGAGAGGAUCCGUUGGUGGACGAUCAGACCGAUCAUGACAUUAACUCUGUGGCAGGCGUUCUUAAGCUCUACUUCAGGGGGCUGGAAAAUCCGCUGUUCCCUAAGGAGCGUUUCCUUGACCUUAUAUCCACAACCAAGCUUGACUCAGGUGCAGAAAGAGCUCAUCACCUUCAGCAGAUAAUUGUGACUCUUCAGCGGCCUGUGAUCAUCGUCAUGAGAUACCUGUUCGCAUUUCUGAAUCAUCUUUCUCAGUACAGUGACGAGAACAUGAUGGACCCUUACAACCUGGCUAUUUGCUUUGGUCCCACAUUAAUGCCGAUACCAGAUGACCAGGACCCUGUGUCCUGCCAGGCGCAUGUUAAUGAGGUCAUUAAGACCAUUAUCAUCCACCAUGAGGCCAUCUUCCCGACCCAGCGUGAGUUGGAGGGGCCCGUGUAUGAAAAGUGUAUGGCUGGUGGGGAAGAGUACUGUGAAAGCCCCCACAGUGAGCCAGGAGCUCUCGACGAGGUAGACAAUGGUACUGGACCCAACACUAGUGAUGAAGAGCUGGAGCAGAUCGAGGCCAUAGCCAAGUUUGACUACGUGGGCCGAAGUCCUAGAGAACUUUCCUUCAAGAAGGGAGCCUCUCUGUUACUCUACCUGCGAGCCUCUCAGGACUGGUGGGAGGGCCGACAUAAUGGUGUGGAUGGUCUGAUCCCACAUCAGUAUAUUGUCGUACAAGACAUGGAUGAUGCGUUCUCAGAUAGCAUUCAGAGGACUGAUAGCGCAGCCAGUAGUGGACCACACCACGAAGAAAGAGCUUCAUCCAGAAACGACCGUCAGUCUCCUUGCGAACACACACCCGAGCACCGCUUUGGAGCAGCGCUGGGAAGGGUGAGGGUGCGAUCAGAUGGAGCUGCAGUUUCACGCCACAGGAACGGCGCUGACAGUCACAGCCCCAGCCGAGCUGCAGACCAGCCCCCCAGGGUCAUGCCUCGGCCGUGCAGCCCACACAAAGUCGCUGUUAGCAGGGGCCCCACUGACAGUCCAGAGAAACGGCGUCUCACCACUUUUGGCAGUGCUGGCUGCAUCAACCACCCAGACAGAAAGGCCUUUGUUGACAGCCAUGCUCAACGAUCUUCACCCAGCACCACUCGGCAUGCUAGUUUAGGAGAUCACAAAGCCCUUGAGGCUGAAGCACUCGCUGAGGACAUAGAAAAAACCAUGAAUACAGCUCUCCAUGAGCUGCGUGAGCUGGAACGACAAAAUGUAGCCAAACACGCCCCUGAUGUGGUUUUGGACACACUGGAGCCUCUCAAACACCCCAGUGGAGCUCAGGAUCCACCUGGCAGCCCUCUCCACACCAUGGUGAUCAGGGAUCCAGAUGCAGCCCAGAGACGUACCAGCAGCAGCUCCUCCUCCGAGACCAUGACCACUUUUAAGCCUGCUCUGUCAGCACGUAGGCCGAAUGCACCCCUAAGGCCCCCGCCUGUCAGACCCGUUCGGCCUGCUCCUGUGAUUGGACAAAGCCAGGGACCACACCGCUCCAGCAGCUCUAGUUCGUCUGGUCUCGGCAGCCCAGGCAUCACUCCCACUGACCGGGUCUUUCCAAAACCUCCCUCCCCAUCACCAUCCACUUCCUCCUCAUCCUCAGACAAACAAGGUAACAUGUAGCACCAAUCAGUCACAAGUCAAGUGGUUGAAGAACAUUGUGGAUACAGAGUGAUUGUGAUUACCAUCACACUGACACCUGCUCUGUAUGAUGAAUAUUUAAGACUAAUCUUAUAUAGUGUAGGAUGGCUACUGCUGUUUUCUGACAACUUUGUGAACACACGUUGACUUGUUGGUGGACAAGUUAAUGUACUGUAUUACAACAUUACACAGAAAUACGAUUUAAAUCCAUGAGAAUAGUUUUAUAAAAUGCUACCAUGCUGAAUGAAGCCAUGCUGGAUUAAAAAAAAAAAAGGGAUGCACUGGAAAAUACUUCUGUUUACUGAAAUCUGACAAUGAAACAUAUGUUAUUAGGUUACAAAAUAUGCUGUAAGCCUGUACUUUUUAUCUGGUUUCAUGUUCCAUUUUGAGGGAACCCUUCACCACUAAUAUUUCUCCACUAACAAUGUAGAAAUCUAAUAUUCACUCAAUGAAAACUGCAAUUCCUUGGGCACCAUUUAUAUUGACAGUUUCUUUAGAGAGUCUUUCCCAAAAGUGCAAGCAUAUACCAACAAGCGUCGGGUUUCCAGCAACAGGUUGACACCACGAUGAUGUGAAAUCAGUCUCUAUUUACUAAGUAGUGCACUAAAUUAAGUGUUUGCCAUUUUAUUUGAGUAUCUGAAUUCUGGGUGGAAAAUUGACAUCUGAACAGUGGAACAGAAAAGCAGUGUGCAUGGCAUGUAAACACUUUUGUGCCAAACAAUCCCACAGUGCACCACAUUUUAAAGAGGCGGAAAAUUACAGUUAUGUGACAGUACACCUGUUAAUGAUGACACAGAAUGAUGUCUCAAAUUAUUGUUGACUACAGAGCAAACUAUUGAGUGUCUGUGAGUGAGUGAGUGAUUUCAGACACAGCCCAUAGCUGAAUGGUAAAACAAGGGUAGAACUGCAUUAGGUUGCAGUUCAUCUAGUUGCUAUGAGAUGCCAGGGAGUUAACAACUCUAUUAGAGGACAAAUUUUUCUACAACUGAACUUUGUAGAAUUAAAAAUACAUGCUGAAAUUCUAACAAAAUCCUACACAUAAUGGAUUUAAACUCAAUGGCAAUAUCCUCCAGUAUCUCUCUUGCUCUAUUCACUUUUUUCUACAAGAAGAGAGGGAGAAGUUUAAAAAAAAAAAACCAAAACGCUCCAGUAAAACUCACUGUGAGUUUUACUGAGUGAGUGUGUGGGAUUGAUCGACAUCAAAUACUUCAGGCAGCUUUGUCAUUAAAACAAAUGGCACAGCUGUGUUCUGGCCAGUCUUCACUGUACAGCAGCCUGGGUUAAGGCUUAACUGGUGGCAGUGCAGCAGCACAAUCAACAACAACCUGAGAUGCUGCCACUCUUGGAUGCAUUUCCUCACCAGUGGACCACGACUGUUACAAACCCACUGUGACUACAAUAUUUGAUGAAUACAUUGACUGUGUUUACUGCAUGUCAGUACUGUUUCAAAGCUGUUCCAAAAUGUAGGUACUUCUCAAGCCACAGUAGAAAAGGAAACUUAUCAAGCAAAAUUGUAUCUCUGCAUCAUUCAUUAAUCUCAUAUCCAGGCUGUGGUGUUACAGUUACAGAGAACACUGAGGAUUAUUGUCAACAUUAUAGACAUGUCGCCUAUUCUAACUAAUGCAAGGAAAUGAUAUAGUCAUCUCUCUAUAUUGAAAAGAUUAGCUGUGUUACCUCAAAAAAACAUGUAAAGUGUUCUCCUACAAUUCAAGUGACUAAUGCACUUAAACUUUACAGGGAACUGUGCUGCAUUUUUAGGUUCUGUGUUUUCAUUUUGACAAAGUUGUACUAGAAACAUAAUAUAGCACAUCAGUAUCAUUGAAGCUUACAUAAUGUCUAGAUUUCACAUGGUCAGUUAAGGCUGUGUGGGUGUUUAGAUGAGCUUGUUUACUUUUGGUGGUGUUUGUUGUCUGUCUUAUAAGGAUGAUCAGUAUAUCUUUAAAGUGUAAUAGGUACAUUGGAUUGAAUAUAUACAUACUGUUAAAGGAUACUUGUAUAAAUAACAUUGUAUGAUAGGAGCAGGAUAUAUUAUCAUGUCUAGUCUGUAGAUUUUUGUAACUCUUAUCCUUGCACAAACAUUAACAAAACAAUAAAUCAAUGAAACCUCGCA
This is a messenger RNA of Scatophagus argus, 5960 nucleotides long. RefSeq names its product SLIT-ROBO Rho GTPase-activating protein 3-like. Bases 419 to 3832 code for a protein of 1137 amino acids. Gene Ontology annotation, biological process: negative regulation of cell migration; signal transduction. The transcript is spliced from 23 exons. Gene Ontology annotation, cellular component: cytoplasm. Gene Ontology annotation, molecular function: protein binding. The record is from RefSeq and is a predicted model, not a curated record. NCBI's taxonomy places the organism in Eukaryota, Metazoa, Chordata, Actinopteri, Scatophagidae.